Molecule: messenger RNA, 3436 nt
Organism: Chaetomium fimeti
Lineage: Eukaryota; Fungi; Ascomycota; Sordariomycetes; Sordariales; Chaetomiaceae
Product: fungal-specific transcription factor domain-containing protein
Exons: 3
Coding region: 140-3271 (1043 amino acids)
Biological process (GO): DNA-templated transcription; regulation of transcription by RNA polymerase II
Cellular component (GO): chromatin
Molecular function (GO): DNA-binding transcription factor activity, RNA polymerase II-specific; zinc ion binding; RNA polymerase II cis-regulatory region sequence-specific DNA binding
Source: RefSeq, a predicted model, not a curated record
CCCUGCACCGGGGAAUUUCAGUGCAGAGAGGCACAGCGUAACCCACAGGCCUUCCAGAGGACUUCGGUCACUGCCCGGUGUCACUUGACUGUGCGACCAGGAAGUGCCGGUGAUUGCCGAUGGGGUAAUUGGUGGGAGCAUGGCUUCGGUUCUCACUUCUCAUCCGAGUGAAAUCACAGCCCCCGGGCCUGCCUCUCGACCCACCCAAACCAUGCCGCCGCUAACGGGGCCGCGGUCUCCGGACAAUCUCAAACAUGAGUCCGAGCACGAGCGGGGUCGCCGGCGCAGCGGAUCCGACGACAAGGACGUAGAGGGGCUUGAAUUGGAUGAUGCUGAUGAUAGGGAUGGCGACGAUGGAGCGCACUCCUCCAACUCGGAAGGCCCCGCGCGCAAGCGGAGGCGGAGCCGCAAGGGACUGGACAAGAAAUUUGAGUGUCCCGAGAAAGGCUGCGGAAAGAGCUACUCCAGGGCCGAGCACCUUUACCGCCAUCAGUUGAACCACAACCCGAAGCAAGUCUACAAGUGCGGGAUUGGCGACUGCCAGAGGACCUUUGUCCGACUGGACUUGUGUAACCGGCACAAGGAUCGCCACACAGCCAAGGGCUCGGCCUUGAGCCGCAAGGACUCGAUGAUGAGCCAGGCAUCCCCCGUGACGGACAACAGACAACCCUUCCCCCCGACCGGUUCCGCCUCUCCGGAAGUCAACCGACCGGGGACCGCUUACAACAAGGGCCGAUCCUUGUCUAUCCAGUAUCACUCCCCGAAGGACGCCAUGGGGAGCCCAUACACUCCGAUGACGAACACGCCUCCCACAAGCUACGCGAACGGAGCGCCAAACGGUGUCGAUUACAUGCAUCACGACCCGACUUACGGGCACAUGACCCAACGACCAGCCCACCAUUCGCCCCAAGAUCCGCGACGGCCAUCGAUCCAAACCAACGUCGGUCCUUACGGGGUGCUAUCCCCCAUCUCCACGCAACCCGGCUAUCACAGCCAGCCUCAUAACACGCCCCAGUCUGCCAACGCAAUGCCCUAUGUCCCACCACAAAACUUCCCCCCUUUCAGCCUCCCGCCGUCGGAUUUUGCUACGUCAUCGGCAGGGGCGGUCGCCCGCGACGACCAACAAGCAUACGCCCCGUCAACGUCCGGCGAAUACUCGGACCAGCCGCCUCAGGCGACCGGGGAAAUGAUGCUUCUAGAUCAAAUGGGCAUGCAACAGACCAUGCCGGUAUUCGGGAGCGAUAACAUUCUUAAUAAAUCACCCUAUGUCGCGAUUCCCGAGGACUUUGUGGCGUAUUUGUUCAAUACUCACGGCGAAGCAAGCUCGCCCAUGACGGGGGUUCCGAUGCAGGGAUACAACUACGGGGAGUUUUCGAACCAGUACAAUGUGCCCUACUAUAACGACCCGAACCAGCUAGGCUAUUUCCCUGCCUCCACUGGGCCGCAGCAGGUCAUGUCCGUGACGAAUCUCCUGGACCAGAACCUCCCCGAAUCGGUCAUUUCAGAGGAGAAGACGGCCGAGAUCUUCGAGUUCAUCAAGGAGAGGUUCCACGAAAACGGCCAUGCACCUGUUGAGCGACAGCGCGAGACCAUUAUCGAGGGUGACCGCAACGACGACACUCACAUGCUUAGUCGCAAGAUGAUGCAGGCUUAUAUCGGGUCGUACUGGUUGCACUUCAGUGAUCAGGUGCCGAUCCUACACAAGCCUACCUUCUCGCCCGAUAAGACGCCGAACCUGCUGCUAAUCGCCAUGAUGACCAUCGGUGCCGCGUGCUUAGACAAGGCCCACGGGCAGAAGGUUACAAAAGCCGGCGCUCAGCUUUCCAACUUCUUGGCGUGGCACCUUAGGUGGGAAAUGUUCCAGGACCCGAACUGCAGGCCGCCGGCGAAGUUGUGGGUGUUCCAGACGCUCUUGCUGCUGGAGUUGUACGAGAAGAUGUACUCGACCAGAGAGCUACACGAACGGGCCCACAUCCACCACGCGACGACGAUUACGCUGAUGCGCCGCGGGAGGGCGCUGAUCGGCAAAUCGGCCUUGGACUCGCCGCCCAACCCCCGGGACGACAAGACCAACGGGUCCCGGCAGUCGUCGACGUCAGGGGUCGCUCAUACGCCCGAGGAGUGGUGGAACCACUGGAUCACCAACGAGUCGACUCGGCGCGCGGCCUUCGCGGCGUUCGUCAUUGACUCGAUCCACGCAACCAUGUUUGGCCACUCGACCGUCAUGGUUGCCCACGAGAUGCGGCUUCCUUUGCCCUGCGACGACAAGCUGUGGAAAGCCACCAGCGGGCCCGAGGUGGCAAGGAUUGAUGCCAACCUGAAUUCGGUGGGCAACAAAGCCAUAUCGUUCCUCGAGGGGCUGAAGCGGACGCUGAGUAGCCAGGAGGUGCAGACCAACUCGUUCGGGCGCACGAUUCUCAUGGCCGGUCUUCUUAGCGUAAGCUGGCACAUGAACCAGCGGGACCUCCAGGUCAACUCGUUGGGAGGUGGAGUAUCGCAGGCGCUUGGCGGGCGCGACAAGUGGCGGGGGACGCUGACGAGAGCGUUUGACUCGUGGAAGAGCGACUUUGACAAGACGCUGUUCCGACGCGGCGACUCCUCGUCGGAUCCCUACAACUACGACGCGUCGAACCGCAACGAGGCCAACGUCGUGUUUGAGAGCCGGAUCGUGCUGCAUCACCUGGCGCACAUGGCGAUGCACGUCGAUAUCGUGGAUUGCCAGAUCUUUGCGCGGGCAAAGAGGCUACUCGGUCGGGCGAUCGGGCCCCAGGACCUCAACAGCGCGCAGCGGCGCAUGAAGGACAUCUGGGCGCCGUCCGCCAAGGCCCGCGACGCGACGUACUACGCCCUCAAGUUCCUACAGUCGGUCAUGCUUCCGGAUACGGUGGGCACGCCAGGGUCGUCCAACGGCGGCUUCCCCCAGGAGCCAUACUCGGCGAGGGACGACGUGCUCCUCAACCGGCCGUGGGUGCUCUACUUCGCGGCGCUAGUAGUGUGGUGUUACGGGUUUGCGCUCGAGGGCGCCAGCCCGACCAUCCCGAUGCCGGCGACGCAGCAGGACAAGGUCCGGCUCAUGCGCGACUAUCUCGCCAAGUACGGCAACGUGUCGUCGCCCGAGGAGCUCAAGUCGAUGAAGGGCAUCAGCCACAACACACCGGUGCUGAUGGUGCUCAAGGACGCGUUUGGCGACUCGCGGUGGGAGUUGUUGCACGAGGGUGCCACGCUUAUGAAUAACUGCAUCAAUCUUAACGCGGGACAGGGCGUUGUCUAAGCUUUCGAAUCCGCAGGUCGUCUUUAUGUAGAGACGGACUGCGGUUGUGCAAUAUUGGAAAUUAAGCCAAGGGUCGGCGGGAUUUGUUGACGUUAUUUACAAUUACAUCUUUCUCUGUAUGGGCAGGCAGCUAUGAUACGAAGUUUGGGGGAUAUUUGACACAAA